Molecule: messenger RNA, 579 nt
Organism: Aspergillus heteromorphus CBS 117.55
Lineage: Eukaryota; Fungi; Ascomycota; Eurotiomycetes; Eurotiales; Aspergillaceae
Exons: 1
Coding region: 171-485 (104 amino acids)
Source: RefSeq, a predicted model, not a curated record
GAUCAGAAGUCGGAGCCAAUUGCCCUAGUGGACCGCCGGCCGUCUGAGCUACCAGACCAUCGUUAUUGAGAAGCCCCAGCAGUGGAGUCCGUUUUCCUCCACCGGGAGGCCGCCAGUGGACCGCAUACGGAUAUUCAGUGGACCUGCUGAUUGCACCGGACGCCCGGGGAAUGCGGACCCCCACUCGGCGUGAGGCCCGUCCCCGCUACCCGACAGACCCGGCGAUGGGUCGGUCUGCCUCCCUGCCCAGUCGUGUCGCGCGCAGCCAGAUGGUGAGGACCGGACGGGGCUCCCCCCCCAAACGAAUCCGUAACCCAACAGCCGAAUCAUCUGCUCGACUUUCCUGCCAUAUCGCGCUAGCUGCUCCGGUCUGCCUACCCAUACUCCAUAAGGCUUCCCAAGGAUUUCUUAGCCGUGCUAAGCCAUGCUACUAUGGAGGCAGCUAUCGAAGCCGUCGGUUUCCAAGAGCAUUCCAGAAGGAUUGAGGGGAUUCAUGGGAAACGGAAGAGAGCGAGCAGGAUCAGGAGACCGAGACAGACCGCUCCGGUCGGCUGUCUGUCUAGCGGAAGCAGCUUGUCG